This is a messenger RNA of Triplophysa dalaica, 3304 nucleotides long. RefSeq names its product coiled-coil domain-containing protein 138-like. NCBI's taxonomy places the organism in Eukaryota, Metazoa, Chordata, Actinopteri, Cypriniformes, Nemacheilidae. Bases 58 to 1560 code for a protein of 500 amino acids. The record is from RefSeq and is a predicted model, not a curated record. The transcript is spliced from 14 exons.
GCACUGGAACGGUCACUUCCUGGUACUGUGUGUUUAUGUGCAGCGGCUCAUUUAAACAUGAAUAACGAAUCUGAUACAGAUCGUGAAAUAGACGAAAGAAUCGAAAUAUUGAAGAAUAAAUAUCUGCAGAAGACGCAUCAGCAGGUGUCCAGUAUCUCGCACACAUUUGGACUGACAUCAGAAGAUGCUGGGAGGAAGAAGUUUAGAGAGAGAAGAGACCUUCACAGGACUCUUUCUGAUCCACCUCAGAGUGAAGCUUAUAGUGAUGAACAUGAUGGUCUUGAAGAAACAAACAUGGUUUACACAGAGACAGAUGUGACGUUACCAUCGAAUGUGACCCGUUCCUCAAGCUGGUGUGUGAGGGAGUUGAGGAGUAGAGAGGUCAUGGAUGGAGUUCAGAGCGGCGCAGCAGCCGUACACGUGUAUCAGGAGAUGAUGCACAUUUAUGAGAAGCUGCAGACGGAGCGUGUCAGUCAGCAGGUCUGGGCUGCAGAACUGUGCGAGCGUGAGCGUGAGCUGCAGCGGAGAGAGAACACACUCCUGCAGCACCAGCGCAACAUUCACAAACUCAGAGGAGCGGACGAAGAGGAGCUACAGCAGCAGCAUCAGCAAGAGACAAGUGAGUUAAAAGAAGCUCUGAAGCAGAAGACUAAAGACAUGAAAAGAAUCAAGUCCAGUUUUGAUUCUCUGAAGGAAUUAAAUGAUUCUCUGAAGCAGCAGCUGCAUGACGUCAGGGAGCAGAAGAGAAAGUUGGAGAGUCAGUGUGGUAAAGUUCAGGCUCGUCUGGAGAAUCUGCAGAGGAGGUUUGAGCACUCGAAGGCACACAGCGGGUCAGAAGAUGUCUUUCCUAAACCUAACCGCCCCAAAGCCAGCACAGAAGAUCAGCCACCGUCAGCUAAAACAAUCAGGGACGGCGGCGCUCAUGGACCAGCAGUUAAACUCACAGCGCUUCUGCUGGAUUGGGUCGUGGAUGAGCAGCUGCUUGAGUUCAGAGAGACGUCCAACAUCAGCGGCCGUCUGCCGUCACUGCAUCACAGAUGCUCAACGGUUCUGCCGCUGCUGGUGGAUUUUCUGCAUCAGAUGUCAGUGAUGGAGUCGUCUCUUCAGUUAUCUCUGCUGCGCUGCGUUUACUGCUGUCUGUCACAACUACAACACAGCUCACAGCACGCUCCUCUCACCUCCACAUUGAGGAGAUUGGGUGAGGCGGUGUCUCGUGCAGCGGGUAAAGAGCGCCGCAGCAGCUCUCGGGUGUGUCCUCUGUUUAAGAGCUCGUGUCCACACACUCGCUUCCUGAGCAGCCUCAUCAUCAUCAGAAGCAUCAGUCAAGUGGAUGUCUUGGCUCAGGCUCUGGACGUGUUGAGGUGUGAUGUGAGGACAGAUGAAGGUCAGCAGUUGUUUCUACAGUAUCACGCUCUCUCGGCUCUGUUGACUCUGUUGAGAGGUGGAAGCCCUCGACCUCUGACCCUGUCGGUGGAAAUCCUCCUUCAGAUGAGCACACAGACACUGACACUGAACAGACGCAGUGCCACACGCUCAGACUCCAGCUGCUCUGCCAAUUAAAGACAUUUUUACAGGAGAAGCAUCAUGGGAAGGCGUGAAGGUGAGGGUGAAGUCACGCCUGAAGGUCACAUCACACUCGACCUGUGUUUAAUGCGCUCCACGUGUUCGAGUCCAGCAGACUUCUUUUGAAGUUCUUCAGCCUGUGUAGGUCAAAGAUAACAGAUGUGCUGUUCACCUCAACCCAGAACACUAUCACAGACACCGGGCACAUCUGUGGAAAACAUACUCAAAAUACUCACAAAAGACUUGUUUGUUUGUUUUCUAUAGAUGCAUCAUGAUGGCGCGUCUCUCGCUGAACUGAAGCUAUAUGAUGACUGCAUUCAUUUAUUCAUUUAGAAUCGUAAUAUGAUUUCUUUUAGAUGAAUAACUUCAGAAUACAAGCUGUACUCAUGAAUGAAGCGAUUGUUGAGAUCUCACGGGUGGUUCUUCACACUGACGUGAAGCAGAUGAAAAGCAGGAUUGUUCAGUGAGAGAAACUUUACAGCAUCAACAUUGAGCCGUUCCAAACAUUGAGAAAUCACAGAAGAACUGCAGAUGAGGUCAUAUGAUGCCAGGAAACAUUCAGAUCAUGCUUCCUGAGGACAAUGGUAUUGCUCAGAUCUUUCUCUUAGGGAUGCACGAAAAAUUAUCAGCAAUAUCGAUAUAAAUUGUCAUUUAUUAUGUUAUCAGUAUCGGCAGAUAAUACAAUUUAGGUCGAUAUAUUAUAGCCAAUAAAUCGUUUCCUCUGGUUAAAGUUCUUCAGCUGCUCACAGUUUAAAUACAGUUCAGUACUGUCUAUCAUCAACAUCACUUACUGAUAUGAGCAAAACAUAAUUCAUUAUUUAUGAAUGUGUCAAUUAUAGGAACAAAAUCAUAUUGUUUGAAUCAGACUGAUGUCUGUCUGGAGAUGUGUUAGACAUGUGGAUGUUAAGAACUCUUCUCUGGGUUGCUCUGGAAGAACAUCUAUCAUUUGUUUAUUUAAUAAAGUUUGAAGGUGAACGAAUGGUUAACUAGUGUAAAGUAGGUUUGGAACAUGAUAUUCUGAUGGUGACCUCGUUUCCUUCACUCAAUGUUUUCAAAUAAAAGCAGUUGUCCACUUUUUGCAUUUUGUUUCAGUCUUUUUCAAUUUUAUAUUAAUAUUUAGAAACUGUAUAUCGGCCAUGUAUCGGUUAUCGGCUUCGUGUGUUAAAGAAUGAUCAACAUUAUCGGCCAAAAUGUACACAUCGGUGCAUCCCUAGUUUUUCUCUGCUCGGAAGAACACAGUUUGAAAUGAAAAGAGAAUGAGUGAGCGCAUCAUCAGAGGUGUAAAUGAAUGUAGAUUGUGGAGGUGAAAUCAUCUAGAUGGUCAUCUGGUCAUGUGAUGAGACAUGUUUGAGUUGAUAUUGAGAUCUUCACUAAUAUUGACUUUUGACGAGACGAAUCUGAGCUCAGUUUCUGAAACAGACAUUUGUGAUGUUCUUUUCUCAGGAGGAAUAUCUGAGACACACGUGAGACAUAAGCAAAACAUAUAGAGUUUGUUCGCUCUUGAUGUGUUGGAGAAAUAUCAGAUGUUGUGCGUUUCAUGUGUGAUUGAUUUGGUGUCUGUCAGUGGGCAGAAGUGUUAUUUUAUUUCUUGUGUUUUUCAGGACUUGUGUCUGCUUUUCUGGACGAGUGCAGUAAUGAAGAAUUCUUCCGCUGUGUCUCGCUGGUUCUGCGUAAUCCUCGUUUGGAUCCGGCGUUGUUUGAAAAGAUGUGUGUCGUCCUGCAGAAGCUCUCCAGUAUUCGG